Molecule: messenger RNA, 7675 nt
Organism: Drosophila suzukii
Lineage: Eukaryota; Metazoa; Arthropoda; Insecta; Diptera; Drosophilidae
Source: RefSeq, a predicted model, not a curated record
AAACGUCGUGUGGCAGCUCAACGCAUAUUCAAAAAAUUGCGAACUGCAAACUGCAAGCUGCAAAUUGCAAAUUAAGAUCCGUACAUCGUUCGCGCAAAGUGCAAGACGCGCUGAAUUCGCAAGUUCACAUUAUAAUAUCCGCAUACGCAUCCGCAUUCGCAUCCGCAUCUGGAAACAGCUUGCUUCCACACCCAUUUUUGUUGUUCGAUUCGUUUCAUUUUUUUUCUGUUAAUGUUACUCGUUAUAUAUAAUAUAUGUAGUCUCCAUCCUUGUUGCAACCCACUCAGGCCUAGUCUUCUGAUUCAAUUGGAAUCAGAAUCGGAAUCGGGUAUCAGGAACUCUCAGGAUUAGCUCUAUGACAGUUAAGUAAUCAUUAGUGAAUACAACACAAUACAACAAUCAUCCAAGGAAUCAGCAAAUACUAUUCAGUAAAGUAACCGAAAAGAGAAGGGGAAAAGGAUCAAUAGGAGAGCCACAGCGCUUUCUCCCUCUUUCAUCGGUGGGUCAGGCCGCCAAAAAGCCGUCAAAAUACGAAAGAAGGUGACCUCGAAGAAGGCCAGCGUUGUGUCGGUUGACGACGAUCACAACAACAACAACAAUAACAACAACGACCACAACGCUCGGCAGCCCACAACAACCACAAGCACAAGCACAAGCACACCCACACCAACGGCAACACCAACACCCCCCACACCUGUCGAACUGCAGCCGGUACAAGAAGCAGCAUACCAAUACCAAUACCAAUACCAGAGUAAUCAGAACCUAAACCAGAGCCCCAAUCAGAAACCGCAAUCCAUCGAAAUGGACGACACACAGCACUUUUGCCUACGCUGGAACAACUACCAGAGCAGCAUAACCUCGGCCUUCGAGAAUCUGCGGGACGACGAGGCCUUCGUGGACGUAACCCUCGCCUGCGAGGGGCGCAGCAUCAAGGCCCACCGCGUCGUCCUCUCCGCCUGCAGUCCCUACUUCCGCGAGCUGCUCAAGAGCACACCCUGCAAACACCCGGUCAUACUGCUGCAGGAUGUGAACUUCAUGGACCUGCACUCGCUGGUGGAGUUCAUCUACCACGGCGAGGUCAACGUGCACCAGAAGUCCCUGCAGUCCUUCCUCAAGACCGCCGAAGUGCUGCGCGUCUCGGGACUCACGCAGCAACAGGCGGAGGACACACAUAGCCAUUUGGCUCAGAUACAGAACCUGGCCAAUUCCGGCGGCCGCACGCCGAUCAAUUCGCACGCCCACUCGCAUCCACAUCCGCACCAUGGUUCGCUGCAUGGCGACGACGGUGGCGGCUCCUCGACCCUGUUCAGCCGCCAGGGGGCGGGAUCACCACCCCCGCCAUCGGUGGUGCCCUCGCUGCCGCCGCACAUCAACAACCAGCUGCUCAAGCGGAUGGCCAUGAUGCACCGCAGCAGUGCCGCCGCCGUGGCCGCCGAGGAAACAUCGCAUGCUCUGAAGCGACUCCGGGGAUCGGACAAUGGAUUGCCCCUCUCCGGCGCCGUUGGCGGUGGUAGCAACAACAACAGCCCCGACUUGCCACCGCUCCAUGCACGCAGCACCUCGCCCCAGCAGACUCCGGCCGACUUUAGUACGAUCAAGCACCAUAACAACAACAAUACGCCGCCGCUCAAGGAGGAGAAGCGCAAUGGACCCACUGGCAACAACGGAAACUCUGGCAAUGGAAACGGCAACGGAGCGAGCAACGGCAACGGAAUCUCCAUCAGCGACAAGCUGGGCAGCCUCACACCCUCGCCGCUGGCUCGAGCGGGCGCCGAUGACGUCAAGUCGGAGCCCAUGGAGCUCGUUUGCUCCAACAACAAUGCCAAUGCGAACGAUGAGCACAGCAACGACUCCACCGGCGAGCACGAUGCCAAUCGCUCCAGUAGUGGCGACGGCGGCAAGGGAUCCCUGAGCUCUGGCAACGACGAGGAGAUCGGAGACGGACUCGCCUCACACCACGCCGCCCCGCAGUUCAUCAUGUCGCCGGCGGAGAACAAGAUGUUCCAUGCCGCCGCCUUCAACUUCCCCAUGAGCAAUCUCGAUCACUCAGCGUUGCUUGGUCUCAACACACAGUUGCAGCAGUCCGGUGACCUCGCCGUGUCCCCUCAAGGUGGCAGCACCGGCAGCCUACUCGGCGGCGUCAUAGUGCCCGGCGGUAGUGGUGGUGGCACCCCUAGUAAUAGUAGUAGCAACAACAACAACAACAACAGCAACAACCAACAACAAGUAGAACAACAGUCAUCACCACACCAACUCCUCCAACAACAACAUCAUUCCACACCACAUACCAACAGUCCACAACAACAGCAACUGAAGCAGGAACAACUACAACUCAAGUCAGGAGGAAGCAGCAAGUCGAGCGACCUGCACAUUGCAGCUGGCAGCGAACGUAGCCUAUCCCGAUCCUCGCAGGGAUUGGCCGAGGCAGGCGGUCACAGUGCCACGCCCUCGCCCUCGCCCACCGCCUACCACAAGCGGGAAAGGGAGCGUGAGAGGGAGCGAGAGAGGGAGCGAGAAAGGGAGCGAGAAAGGGAGCGUGAGCGUGAGCGGGAACGAGAACGAUCGAUGGAUCGCGAGCGUGACCUCGACCGUUCCACGGGCGGUACGGGCGGAGGAUCGCCACCGCCGCCACCGCCCUCGCAUCACUCGCACUUUGGCCAGCAUCCGCUGUCGCUGCUGCCCAGCCACCAUCAGCUGCAUGCCACCCACCACGAGCUGAGCGCCGCCGCCGCCGCUGCCGCCCACCAUGCCCACGCCCAUGCCCAUGCCGCCCAUGCGCAUGCAUUGGCCCGCGCCGGAUCGCCCCUGGAGCACCAUCACCUGUUGCACCAUCGACGCGCCUCGCUCUCACCCUCGGGAGCCGCCGGCGUUGGUGGAGGCGGCGGCGGCGGUGGCGGCGGCGGCGGAGGACGAGGUGGUGGCGGAGCGGGUGGACCCGGCGGACCGGGCAGCAGCCUCCUCUCAUCGGUACGCGCCCAGGAUGUGGCCCAGGCCAAUAGGCUGCUUCUGCCCCUGCCGUUGAAUGCCUGCCAUCGGUGCGACGUCUGCGGCAAGUUGCUGAGCACCAAGCUCACGCUUAAGCGCCACAAGGAACAGCAGCAUCUGCAGCCGCUGAACAACGCCGUAUGCAAUCUGUGCCACAAGGUCUUCCGCACUCUGAACUCGCUGAACAACCACAAGAGCAUCUACCAUCGCCGCCAGAAGAACCAUCAUUCGUACUUCCAUCACGGAGCCGGUGUGGGUCAGGCGGGCAGUCCGGGCAGUCGGCUCCAUCAGUCGCUGAGCUCGCUGAGUGCCGCAGCGGCGGCGGCCAAUAAUAGCGUUAAUGUGGGCGGCGGAGCGGUGGGCGGGGCCGGUGGCAAUGCCGUGGCCGCUGCAGCGGCAGCAGCAGCAGCUGCCGCCGAAUUGCUCCUCUCGCCAAUAGUUGGAGCCGCCGCGGUGGCCGGUGGGACGGCCAGCUCUACGCUCCAGCUGGCGGCGGCGCAUCAGCAGCAGCAGCAACAGUCAUCGCCGGGCAUUGUCAAGCCGUGCAUGGACUUCUUAUAAGAUCAGCAGCAACUCUUGCAGCAGCUCUUCCACGUGGCGCUCAACAACUCCGCGGCGGCAGCGGCGGCUGCAGCGGCAGCAGCUGCGGCGGGUGGCGGCGGCGGCGGCGGAGGAUCGGGUCCCGGAGCGGGAGCUGGGCAGGAAGCGAUGAACGGAGGCGGUGGAAUCGGAGUCGGAGUCGGAGGACAGGAGUACGGAGUCGGAGGAGUGCAGGGGCCAAGUGGCACGCCCACUGUCGAUCUCACACAGCUGGAGCAUUCAGGCGGAGGCGGAGGAUUCCAGCACCAUUUGCCACACCAUCUAACCCACCAGCAUCCGCUGUCCCACCAGCAUCCCCACCAGUUAGCGCACCCGCAUCCCCAUCCGCACCAGCAUCCAUAUGAACGCAUGAAUUUACUAGACCAAUAAGCCAGGCGCAGGAAAGUAUGCUACGAAAGAUGAUCGGGCAACACCAGACACACGAACACGCACACUCGCACACAGACACAAAUCAAGAAGAAGAAGGAGGAGGAUAAGGACAAGGAGGAGAAGAAGAGGAAUUACGAAGCAAAGCGGAGGAGAACCGACCGAACGACAAAGAGGAGCACGAUGAGAUUAGGGACUACUACUACUAUACCAUUUAAAUUUCGGAUCUCACAGAACGGAAAAUUCAAAGACUUUUUCGGCCAGAACAAAAACGGAAAUGAAAGAAACCUAAAAUACAAAGGCAAACAUCGAGACGAAGCAAUGAUAACGAUGAUAAAAUAAAAGAAAGUGAAAGCAAAAGGAGAGGAGAGGAAGACAAACAAAAAAAACAUUUUUAGGCAAAUGGAAAAACUGUGAUUAUUUACGACUUGAUUAUAAAGCAAGCAAAAACAAAGGUCUUUUACGAUAAAGCUAUAUAGCUCUUUAUACAUACAUGCAAACAAACAAACAAACACACACACACUCUCAAACACUCAAUGAGAUCGCGCUGGAAUCGGAGGACUCGGAAUCCUGGGCAGGACACGUAUACAUAUAAGCAUUUUUUUUGCCCAUCCCAAAUUGGGAUGCGAUUAGAGUUUGUCACGUUAAAAACUAGAUUAGGAGAAAGCGGAGCUCCAAAGCUUGGAGCACAGGAUAGAAGACUGUUAACCAUGCCACAUGCCACCCGCAUACCCACACACCCACAUACCUACUACCCACCAAUCCACCCACUACCACACAUGCCACGCCCCAUUGAACACGUACCCCUAAGUAUUACCCAUAAAAAACGCCAGAUGCCAACGCCAUCGAACUGAACAUCCGAACCGACCUGAACCCCCCAAUCGAUAAAGAUGUGGAUACGAAUGCAGCCGGGGAUCACAAUGAAUCUGCAUCGGAAUUACUGAAUCGAUGUGCUAUGCGUCAUGUCCAAUUAUCCCCAUCAUCUGUACAGCAUCUAACUAUUCUAUCUUCCUCACAUUUGCAUACUAUGAACACCAACCACACGCCCAUAAACCGAAAAAAAACAUACAACUAAUGCAUUUUUUUUGUUUUUUUAUUAUCAUUGUAAGAUAUCAGAGAUAUAUAUAUAUAAAAAAAAACAUAUGUGUACAUUUAGCAGCCACUAAAUAUUCAUCAAAUGAGUAGCAAGGUCAAUGUAAAAACCACAAGAAUGUAAACCUAGCCCUAAGUGAAUGUGUGUGUAAUACGAUUUUUUUUACUUAUCUACAAUUAAAAGCGUUGCUCUUAGGAAAAAAAACACACACGAGUAUACAUUUGUACAUGUAUUUGCAUAACUAUGAAUACGAAUAUGGAUAUAUAUAUAUAUAUAACUAAGACUAUGACUCAGCAUAACGCAUACACAGCAAAACCAUAAAUCAAUUUUGAGAUAAAAGUCAAAAGCGAGGUGAUCAAAGAUUGUAUAUAGGUGGAAAUAGCACUGAGGGGGUUUAUGAUUAUGAUGAUGGGAAGAGUUCAUGCGCGUUUCGAAGCUUGGAUAAAGAGAACGGGGAAACGGGGACCAGGACUGACUAGUUUUAAACUCAACCGAAGAAGAACGAUGAGCGAUCAUCGAUAAAAGUUAGCUGAUAGCUCAAAAAAAAAUGAAAAAUUCGACAAUGAACAAUGAAAUUGUUGGUCCCCAGUUGAUAUGUUGCCACUUACUAUACAUACAUAUGUAGUACUAUGCUUUCCAAUUGGCAGACUUCGCGACACUAAAUGCAUAAUCAAAAUUAGCGACCAGAUAUUUAUGGUAUAGAUUUACUUUGCUUUCAGCACACCUUACCUUAAUUUGAAGACUGAUUAUUCGAAGUAGAACUUUGGAAGGGGCGAGGACUAGAACUAGAACAACCCGUAGCAGAAGCAGUCAGGCAGAGGAACCGCAGAACGGCAGCGAACGACAUUAUUUUUAGGCGCGUGCAAUUUCAUCUUGGGUUUUUGGGUUGGGGUCCCCCGAUUGGGGAUAGCGUUAGGAAGGAUAGCUAGGAGGAGUGCAGUAGCCUUAGUUAAAAGUCACACCUAUAUGACCUAUUUAAUAUGUAUAUGUAGGAGAGAAAAGAGAGAUAGAAAGAGGGAGAAAGAGAGAGUGGAAAUGAAUAGUUUGAGCGCUGAAACGUUGUGUGCGAGUAUAGUCGAAUUUUAUUUUUUAUACAACCUAUUAUAUUUAACUCUUAGUGUAACUCACCCACGCAUAAUCUAGGCGCAUGGCGAAAUUUCUAUUUCCCCAAUGUAUGUAUUUUUUUUCUUGCUUCUUUUGGCAAACGAAAAGUCUGAAAAGUUGAUUAAGUUGAAUCACCCACGUUUUGAUACCAAAAUUCGAUUUACAUAGCUUAUGCACAUACGACUAUAAUAAGUUAUACCGUACGAGUACACCCUUAACUGUGUCUGUAUCUGUAUCUGUAUCUAUCUAUAAGGAGAACCCUCCGUUUGUUAUGCUGGAACCCAAGCGAUCAGAAAUCGCCAGCUGCAAUGCCAUAUAUGUAGAGCAUCCGAGUGCUGUCCCCAGCUCUCCGACCUCACCCCCAAAUGUCACCUCGUUUUUAUUAUAUUCAAUAAAUGUGGAAAUGUAAAUCCAGACUUAUUAUGUAUGAGUACUGAGAGUCACAUAACAGUUCGAAGAAGAUAAAAUGUCGCAGCUUUGCACUUUAAAUGUCGAUUAUUUAAAACAUGUACUACUUGCUAACAAACAAACUAACAAACUAACAACUAACAGACAUCGCAGAUAACAGUUCACAAGCCCCAGAGAGUGUAUGAGAAGGUACAUCAUGUGAGUACAGAGCCCAGAGCCCAUAAACUCAACUAACUAAACUGAGGACCUAACCAACUAACUAAACUAAAUAGCAUAUUGAUACUCGAAAUAGCAGCAGUAAGACCUCGAUAAGCGGGGAGUCCUAACAGAAUACCGAAAUACGAAAAUACCGAAAUCCAAAAACCCAAAACCGAACUCAGAAUACCGAUUAAACAAUACCGAAUAAUCAAUAGUAGGUUCGCCUGUUUAACGUGUGUACUAUGACUACUUUUUUUUCCUAUUCGUAUAGAUGUUCACCCCCUAGCCCCUAGUCCAUAGCCCCUCCCCUUAACCGCAAAUCGCAAACUUUCCUAAUCCCUUUCCAGUUAAGUGAAUGUAUGCAUACUGAACCGUAUUAUCCAAUGAACCAUUAGCUCCAAGCCACAUAAAGCUUACAAUUACAAUUACAUUAACAACUACAAUUACAAUUACAAUUACAAUACGCGAUAUUUAAAGAAAAUAAACUAAACUACAGUAACAGUAACAGUGCAGUAACUACAUGGCUAUACGUACAUAAGUAAAAUAGCAAAUCCGAGGUAGCAAGAAAGAGAAAAGGGCGGCUUACCCCCAAAACAUUCAAUCGAAUAUGCAUAGAAAUAGAACCCAGACGGUGUUGGGUGAAGAAAGGAUGCGAAGGGAAGUGAUUGGGAUCACCCAAAUGAUCCUCAUUCCAUUCCAUUCAGCUUCUUUCUGCGCUCAGAAUCAGAAAGACAAGCCAAUACAAUAAAAAAAAAUAUCUCAUAUAGUUGCAAACACUCGUACACAAACGCUUGCAUACUUAUAACAGUAGAAAUAUAACCCAUACCAAUAUCCGUAACCACCACACCCACACCUCAAUAGAACUCGAAAUCGAAGCUGAUCGGAGAUCAAGCUAAUCCAAUCCAGUCCAAUCAAAAAAAA